CCCUCCUGCCCCGGCCGCCGCUCCCUGCGCCCAAGGUUCAACAGUGUGACCAAUCUUGAUUCAUACACUCACAGCAAAGCCUCCAUCUGUCUCAUGGAUUAUAGAUCUAAAUUGAUGGCUUCAGUAACAGAUGCAAGAUACAGACACAAUGAUGCUUCAGACCAAAAUUUCGAUUACAUGUUCAAACUCCUGAUCAUUGGCAACAGCAGUGUGGGCAAAACGUCCUUUCUCUUUCAAUAUGUGGAUGACACGUUCACACCAUCUUUUGUUAGCACAGUCGGCAUUGACUUCAAAGUGAAAACUGUUUACAGGAAUGACAAGCGGGUGAAACUGCAGAUCUGGGAUACUGCUGGACAAGAGAGAUACAGGACCAUUACUACGGCCUAUUAUCGAGGUGCCAUGGGGUUCAUCCUCAUGUAUGAUAUCACCAGUGAAGAGUCAUUUAAUGCAGUGCAGGACUGGGCCACUCAGAUCAAGACCUAUUCCUGGGAUAAUGCACAAGUCAUCCUGGUUGGAAACAAAUGUGACAUGGAAGAUGAAAGAAUCAUUUCUUUGGAAAAGGGUAAACAUUUGGCUGAUCAGUUAGGUUUUGAUUAUUUUGACACCAGUGCCAAAGAGAACAUCAAUGUGAGACAGGUCUUUGAGCGCCUAGUGGAUAUAAUCUGUGAAAAGAUGUCAGAGAAUAUAGAGUCUGACCCAUCCAGAGGCAGUUCUGGAAAGAACAUGCGACUCACAGACAACCCACCCCUUAUGCAGCAGAACUGUUCCUGCUAGUGAUUUUAAUCUCUGUGAAAUCUCUCUCCCUGUUCCUGAACACAGUUUAUCUUUUCACAUGUGAUGAUGUAUUAUCAUAUAGUCUAAGGCUGAAGUUUCUGUUAUAGUGGAAAUGGACGUGAUUGUUAAAUGUCCUGGAAAGUUUUAUGUUAAAUAUAUUUAAUGCAUUUGAUAUUGUAAAACAAACAAAAAAACUAACUAUAUAUUGUAAGUGCGCCUAGUGUUAAUGGGUGAAUUACACUGAAGUGUAAGAAUUUUAUAUUGUAAAUGUAUUUUUAGAUGGUUCCUACAGAGAAAGUUGUUUUGUUGUUAUAGGCCCUUUUGCUGGGGGGAGAGCUCUAUGUGAACAUUCAUCUCAACAACUGAUAAAUAGCACUGGACAUGCAAAAAAUCAGAAAGAAUAGAAAGGAAAGGACUUUUUUUUUUUAAAAAAGGAAGAAAGAAACCCAUAGUCCCCUCACAAAAUAGGAAAGUAUAUCCUGCCUCUUCAGAGGUUUAGCAUAAGAAUCAGAGCUCAAGAAGGCAGAGGGUAAAAGUGGCUUUAACAUAAUUUGCACUUCCCUAAUUCUGGGCUUGUGCAGGGCCAAGUGCAGUUUAUUUAACACUGAAUGUCAAUAUCUCAGACCAAAUUAUUAAGAGCCAAGAUACGAGUGUUUGUAACCAGUUAGUCUUCUUGAUGCUCUUACACUUAGGCUACGACUACACAGCUUCCCUCUUCUGCAAAAGCCUGUGC
Molecule: messenger RNA, 1507 nt
Organism: Pelodiscus sinensis (Chinese soft-shelled turtle)
Lineage: Eukaryota; Metazoa; Chordata; Testudines; Trionychidae
Source: RefSeq, a predicted model, not a curated record